AUGCAAAUUUUGCUCUGCUGCUACCUGGGGAUUACUAAAGCUGCAUCCCUCAAUGGUUAUCCAAUAGGGAAUCUCCAAUGGAUCCAAGAAAGGACAUCCAAUAGGCCAUCCAAUGGACAUGUCCAAGGAUUAUCCUUGAACAAGACAUUUAGUCCAUCCAGUGGAUGUCCAAGGAGGAAAUACGUUACCAUGAAGGUGGUUCACAGGGAUCUUGCUGCAAGGAACAUUCUAUUAGGAGAAGAAAACAUCGUGAAAAUUUGUGACUUUGGCCUUGCCAGAGACAUAUACAGAGACAAUCAGUACGUUAUGGAAGGGGUUGGUCCAUUGCCGAUAAAAUGGAUGGCAUUAGAAUCCCUCACGGAGAACAUGGUUUCUACACCCCAAUCAGAUGUUUGGGCGUAUGGUAUAACACUUUGGGAAAUGUUUAGCCUUGGGAUGACCCCUUAUCCUGGGAUGAGCGGCCAGGAACUCGUCGAGCGUCUUAAAGAUGGCUAUCGCUUGGAUGCUCCUCAAUACGCCAAAGAUAAUAUCUACCAGAUCAUGAGAAAGUGUUGGCGUGCGUAUCCGAGCAACCGGCCGACUUUCUCCACGUUGAGCGCAUGGUUCGGGGAGAUGCUGUCGGAGUCUGAGCUUCAGCACUACCUGGAAAUGAACAAGCCGUACGAGGAAAGGAACAUCGAGUAUUUUCGUACCAAGACGGACUAUCUGCGGAUGAUACCAGUGAAACCGGAUGAUGGAUACGUUCGACCCUUGAGAAGCCGGGAUGCAGGCGUGGAAAAAUAUGAUGUCACAGCUUCACAUACAUAUGUGAACUCUGAGAUUUCUCAGCCCAAGGUCCACUACCUCCCGAUGACUUCAACGAAAUUACAAGCUGACCUCCAGGAAACUAUGGAACCACAAAUCCAAGAAGAAAUUCCAAUUGCAAAUUCAAAUAUCAUUGUGGGCCCAAUCAUCAGGAGCGAGCAAUACCGAUCCACUGGAUCUGAGCCAAGGCUCGAAAUACGAUUGACUUCAACUGACGAAGACCACCGACUUGAUCACGAGGAGGGGCUGGACCACGAAGAAACCCCUCUGGAUAAUUUAGCCAACGACUUGGAACUGAUUGCACCAGAAGUACCCUGUACCCACUUGUAG
Messenger RNA from Darwinula stevensoni, 1134 nucleotides. The record is from the annotation of a GenBank genome assembly. Lineage: Eukaryota; Metazoa; Arthropoda; Ostracoda; Podocopida; Darwinulidae.